This is a messenger RNA of Rhizophagus irregularis DAOM 181602=DAOM 197198, 319 nucleotides long. RefSeq lists its product as uncharacterized. The record is from RefSeq and is a predicted model, not a curated record. NCBI's taxonomy places the organism in Eukaryota, Fungi, Glomeromycota, Glomeromycetes, Glomerales, Glomeraceae.
UUUUUUGAAAAAAAAAACCUAUUUUUUUUCUCUUUUGGUUUCUAAAAAUGAGUAGUAAUACUUUGAAUGCAUAUAUUGGUGGAAUUUUAGGAUUCAUAAUCCUGAUUCUUGAUCUGAUCGCUAUUUUCGAAAUUUUUCAAAGUGAUCGUGAACCACUUUGGAAAUUUAUUUGGGUCGUAUUUAUUCUCGUCUUUCCAGUAUUUGGUUGCCUUAUAUAUUAUUUCUGUUCAAAUCGCGAUAAGCAUAAGUCUAAACAUUAAUAAUCGCUUCUUUAAUAUUGUGAAAUACAAUGUUGUAAAUAGUAAAUUCGUAAAUAUAA